Messenger RNA from Brassica rapa (field mustard), 3105 nucleotides. RefSeq names its product E3 ubiquitin-protein ligase XBAT32. Gene Ontology annotation, molecular function: protein binding. The record is from RefSeq and is a predicted model, not a curated record. Lineage: Eukaryota; Viridiplantae; Streptophyta; Magnoliopsida; Brassicales; Brassicaceae.
GUAGAAAAUAGAGUGAUAAACAAAAAAAAAAAACAAAUUACUCUAUAUUUGGAGUAAACCUAUUUUUCAGUCUAUUAUAGAGUGAGAAAUAGAAUAUCAUUGAAGCAUUUUUUACUCUAAAUUCUAUUUUAGAGUGAAAAAUAGAGUGAGAUUGGAGAUGCUCUUAGAAAAUUAUGGAAAAUUGUUUGGUUAAUGUACGUAGAAAUGAAUUGAAUGGUUUUAUCUUUCCAAAAUAAGCCUCAUGAUCUUAUUCUACUCAACCAUAUAUUUUUCUUUAAAAUCUGACUUAACAAAAGUUUACCAGAUUAAAUAACGAAACAUUUUGACCAGUCUUUUUAUAUAGGAAAAUGAGAGUUUUGAGAGAGUGGAGUGAGAGAGGGAGGGAUUAUUCGUUUACAUAUUAUUCAAACAUACAAGAGCUUUGCGGAUACACCAGCUCAUCAAUGGUUGGAGUUUUUUGGAUUAGUUGAAAUUUGAUGUCAUUAAUGUGCGGGUUACUCUAUGCAUUAUGCAAAAAUGCAAUUAUUCCCAUAACGUGACACGACCCACAUGCUCUCCCACAUUUCAUUAUUAUAAGCUUGUCUUCAUUAAGCUCAUGUUACUCUUGAAGAAUUUAUAAACGGAUCAUUUGUUGACAAACAGGAAAACUAUACUAUUAAUUUUGCAAUAAAGAUAAAAUUUGAUAUGAAAAGUUGAAAACAGAGAGAAAAAGCUAACUUGUGGUGAAUGAAGAGGAGAGAAUGUCUUUCUUUUAGUUUAAAACGAAACGCGCGAAUUUAGGCGAUUGGUUUGUCGGUCUGGAAGAAACCUCUCUGGCCACAACGUUCCUUCUCUUCUUUUACCUUUUUAUUUUUAUUUUUGAAAAUUAGAAAGUCAAUUAAAUUGUCACCAUCAAAUAUUAUUACAAGUUCCUCCACGGUCAAAAGAAUCAUUCUUUUCCAUUUUUAGUUUGCAAUAAAUAAUCGCCAAUUUGUUUGCUGUUUUUGUAAUUAAAAAAAAAACAUUUUCAAAUAAAUUUCUCCAUUCUUUAAUGUAGGCCUGGAUCAACUAUUAUUCUCAGACAAGUUUUCUUCAUUGAUGAUCUUUCCUCCAAAAGUUUUAUUGUUAAAUUCUUUCUAAAUGCCGGUGAUGAUCAUCAUCUGUGCAUGACAAAAUUAAAGAACAACAACCCGAGAAAUAAAAAAAAAUUCCCUUUUUCAAUCAUUUGAAUUUCUUCCAAAUUUGUUACUUUUACAUAACUUUGAAUCCAUCGAGCUGAUUUUGCGAACUGGGUUCCUCUCAAAAUUUCGAAUUGGUGAAUCCAAUUGUGUCCAUGGUGAUGAUCGGUUAAGGGUUUUGAAUCGGAUCAAGAUUUCACCUUUAUACCGUAAAACGAUGAGGUUUCUGAGCCUCGUCGGAAACUCAUUCGGUUGCUCCGCGUCCGGCGAACGAUUAGUAUCUGCAGCCCGAGACGGCGAUUUACAAGAAGCCAAGGCUCUUCUUGAUUACAACCCGAGACUCGCUCGCUACUCCACCUUCGGCGUUCGUAACUCUCCUCUCCAUUACUCCGCCGCUCAAGGCCACCACGAGAUAGUUUCUCUGUUGGUGGAAUCAGGUGUUGAUAUUAAUCUCCGGAACUACCGUGGACAGACGGCUUUGAUGCAAGCUUGUCAACAUGGUCAUUGGGAGGUUGUUCUGACUCUCAUUCUCUUUGGUGCUAAUAUUCACAGAUCGGAUUACAUAAACGGUGGUACUGCGCUGCAUCUCGCGGCUCUUAAUGGUCACCCUCGGUGUAUCAGGAUACUGCUUUCUGAGUAUAUUCCAAGUGUUCCCAAUUGCUGGAGCUUGUUGAAGAGUAACAAAACCUCUGUUUCCGGAUUUGAUCGAAGUGUUCUUCAAGAGGUGAUAAACAGAGCAGCGGAUGGAGGAAUCACACCUCUUCAUGUGGCGGCUUUGAACGGACACAUAGAGACGGUGCAGUUACUCUUGGAUUUGGGAGCUUCUGUUACUCAGGUCACCGUGGAAGAUGGAACCACAAUAGAUCUUAUAGGUGCUGGGAGUACAGCUUUACAUUAUGCUUCAUGUGGAGGAAACAUUCAGUGUUGCCAGCUUUUGAUCGGCAAGGGUGCCCCUUUGGCUGCCAUAAACUCUAACGGAUGGACGCCAUUGAUGGUUGCUCGCUCAUGGCACCGGGACUGGCUCGAAGAAACCCUGAACCCAACCACAGAGCAGCAGCCACAAAGCCAUCCACCAAAAGUCCCUUCUCCUUUCCUCUGCCUUCCUCUAAUGAGCAUUGUCAAGAUCGCUCAAGAAUGCGGCUGGCGAGAAAACGACUGUCUAACUCCAUGUCGUGACCCUUGCGCAGUUUGUUUGGAAAGAAAAUGCACUGUAUCCGCAGAUGGAUGUGGUCACGAGUUCUGCACGAACUGUGCAUUAUACCUAAGCACAACAACCAACACAUCCUCAAAGACGACAUCACAAGCCACACCAGGCUCAGUCCCAUGCCCUCUCUGUCGCUACGGCAUUGCUUCUUUCACCAGACUUCCGGAAACAACAGCAAUAACAACAACAGUGACAUCAUCGAGAACAAGCAUCUCAUUGUCCUUCUGCACUUGCUCUUCCUCCUCUGAUGUAUUAGACACAGCUCUUCUUACCACCAACACUCAGUACAGCUGUAAUAAACCGGUGGUUUCAAGAACCGGUUCUAGAAUCUCACAAUCCGUUGGUUCAUCAUCGUCAUUUCGGUCACUUAGCUGCCAUAGGUUUCCUCCGAGUCUCUGCCUCGGUGGCUCGGAUGUUGAUGAACCGCAGAGACGGUUAAUGAAUGGAUCGUAUUCAAGAUCCGGUUUAGGGUUCAGGCGGUCGGCGUCUCAGGUUGAAGGAAAACGUUCUUGGUUUUCUGCGUUUAACCAUUGUGUUACAGCCGGUGGAACUGCGUGCUAACGCAAACGCUAUUUUUUCCUUUUUUUUUUGACAAAUCUUUACUCCUAUUUUUAAGGAGAAGAAAAUGUGCUAAUUGGUUCUGUGAAUGGUGGUGUGGUUAUUAUUUAUUUUGUAACAAUUGAAAAUGUUGUAAUAAAUAUAAUUAAUUUGGCUUUGCCGUUUACAUUGAAAUGGUGUGUAUAU